AGUAAGUGAAAAAAAAUUAUUUGUCUACCCUUUCCAAAUUCCCCAGGCUCUCCAAGAAGGCCAGCAGAAGUCUGUGAGACUAGAGUGGUAGGCCUUGCUGGGGCCCUUAUCAUCUCUGAGGAUGGCCAGGAUGUUGCUCAUUUCCUUGGCCAGCUGUCUCCUCAUUGUAAAUCAGGCCUCCAUCAUCAGACACUGUGAUUUGGCCAGAGUUCUGCACCAGGAGCAUUUGGACGGGUUUGAGGGCUACUCCCUGAGUGACUGGUUGUGCUUGGCUUUUGUGGAAAGUAACUUCAACAUAUCAAAGGUAAAUGAAAAUGUAGAUGGCAGCUUUGACUAUGGCAUCUUCCAGAUCAACAGUCACUAUUGGUGCAACAAUUACCAGAGUCACUCAGAAAACUAUUGCCACGUGGACUGUGAAGAUGUGCUGAACCCAAACCUUCUUGCAGCCAUCAACUGCACAAAGAUGAUUGUAUCUGGAUGGGGGAUGAGGAACUGGGUAGAAUGGAGGUUGCACUGUGCAGGACGGCCACUCUCCUACUGGAUGACAGGAUGCCGUCUGGGAUGAAGCAGGUUCAGGGCCACUGGGACUCAUUCUGGGGCCCCUGUCCUCAUUUGGGGAUUCUUUACUUCCUCUUGCUUCCACCUGGCAUUAUUUUCUCUCCUUCUCAUUCACAAGUAGAACUGACCAGAGCCACAGGGGAUAAAUGCCUUUCUUAGGCUUUCUCCUUGAACCCAUCCAGGCCCCUGUCCUUGUUCCUGUCAUUUCCAAACCUAGAGAACCACAAUAAAUAUCUAUUAUUUUUAUUUAUUAAAGCACUCCCUGGGCAAAGAAUAUUGUAAUGUACUCAUUAUUAAUUCCACUUAAAUUUGGGUAUCCACUAUAGUAGACAAGUACUAGGUAUUACAAGAAGUAAGACAAAACAUAACAAUUGCUUUUUAUGUGUUCAUAAUUGAGGCAAACAAGCAGAGACAUUCAUAAACAUUACAAUGGAUGUAAUAGAAUCUAUGGUCAUUGUUUUCAAGCAAUAUCAAGACCUGAG
Molecule: messenger RNA, 1040 nt
Organism: Heterocephalus glaber (naked mole-rat)
Lineage: Eukaryota; Metazoa; Chordata; Mammalia; Rodentia; Bathyergidae
Source: RefSeq, a predicted model, not a curated record